AUGACUGGUUCCGAGGCAACGGACGUACACAGCAACAACAACAAUAAAAAUAAAAGCUGUGUUACAAGAGGUUUGCCGAAGGAAGCACUUGUCCACUUGAGGCUGAUGUCAGCAGGAGGCUCUGUUUUCCUGUGUGCUUGGACUUUUGGGGAACCUCGACACCGCCAACCUGCCUCACUUUCCAUCCUAGGUCUGGGGCAUCAUGAGGCCGUAGAGCAGAUGUUAGGGCUGACCGACGGUGGGAAGGAACAUGCGGCCUUGGCCAAGCCCGGUGGACUGCUGGUGCCCCACGCCUCCAUAACUGUCCUGAUGUCCAGAAGCCGGAAGACGUCCUCGCUCAGUCCUAGCUCCGGCCGCAAGGCAAAAGUUCCCUGGAGUCUCAAGGCAGUUGAAGAUCAGCUAAAGAUAUGUGGCCACAAGAGGGAUUCUGAUGUCUCUGAGCUGUUCCUUUCUAAAAAGGAACUGACCGAGCUUAUUGAUCUUUCUCAAUUUAAAAAAUUAAAAUAUUUAUGGCUCCAUCAUAAUAAGCUACAUGGGAUAGCCUUUUUAACUAGAAACUAUUGUCUGGCAGAGCUGUAUCUAAACAACAAUGAGAUCUUUGAGAUAGAAGGCCUGCGUAACUUGCCCUCCUUGCACAUUCUCCUGUUACACCACAAUGAGCUGACCAACCUUGAUGCCACCAUGAAGGAGCUAAAGGGAAUGCACAACCUGAAGAUCCUAAGUCUGUACAAAAACCCUUUAUCGCAAUAUAACCUCUAUCGUCUGCAUGUAAUCUGCCACCUUCCGGAAGUUGAGCUGCUUGAUGGGAAACAAGUUACAGAGAAAGAGAGACAAUCUAUGAUUACCAUUUUUGACCACAAGAAAGCUCAUAUUGUUCAAUCAAUAGCCUUUGGAAGAAGAGUGGACCGCAAGUCACCAACAAGGCAAAAAGUAGUCCAAAAACUUCCUUCAGAUUUUGCAUUUGGGGAUAAUGUUGACAAGACAGUGUUUGCUGACCCCGAAGAUGCGGUGUUUGUAAGGUCCAUGAAGAGAUCAUUGAUGGGCAUCAAGUGCAUGAACUGGGACACCGUCCCAACACGAGAGGAGCAGCACGAGGAGCAGAAAGGGAUCGACUCUGCCCAGAUGGUCAUGAUUUCUCUGAGAUAA
Messenger RNA from Psammomys obesus (fat sand rat), 1146 nucleotides. RefSeq names its product leucine rich repeat containing 72 (gene Lrrc72). The transcript is spliced from 10 exons. The coding region runs from base 1 to 1146 and encodes 381 amino acids. The record is from RefSeq and is a predicted model, not a curated record. NCBI's taxonomy places the organism in Eukaryota, Metazoa, Chordata, Mammalia, Rodentia, Muridae. Gene Ontology annotation, molecular function: protein binding.